This is a messenger RNA of Gongylonema pulchrum, 384 nucleotides long. The record is from the annotation of a GenBank genome assembly. NCBI's taxonomy places the organism in Eukaryota, Metazoa, Nematoda, Chromadorea, Rhabditida, Gongylonematidae.
AUGUGGGAUAUGAUAAUGUGGGGAAGGCGAUGGCGAAUAUCGGAAAGGACAGCACUUGCCGUAAGAGGAUUGGAUUUGAAGGAUGUCAAAUCGAUUGAGCUAUCAUUCGAUCCAUUUCAUCCCGGAUGCCAUUCACUUAGGACUUUUGGGUUCUUAAUCAGUUCACCGUACGUGCGACGUACAAAUCCAAUGACCAAAGUGCAAUACACCAUUAGAAAUGAUCGAGAACCGCCCUGUAUGCUUGCAAAUCUUUCUGAUGGUAAGAAGUUGUUGUUUAAAACGAACGGCAUGCAUGUUAUGGACCUGUUGAUGACGCUGAACAGGCUGUUGGGCAAUCCAGAAUUUGGCAAAAGCGGAAUUCGACCACUUCCGAAGAUCGAUUGA